UUCGGAUUUAGCAAAAAGACCUGCGAUUGUUUGGCCUGAAAGUUCUCUUCAUCGUCUGCUUUGAAUGACAGGAAACAAAGUCAUAAACUCCUCGGUACGGUUCGCGCACUGCCUUUCACAAUCGGUCCGACAUCGACAUUACUUCCGCAACAUGCUGUGCCCAGAUCUGCAUCCACCAACAACCGUCCGAGGAAUGGUUCGAUUGGAUAGGGAAGCCUUUGCCAAAAGUAUCAACGUACCGCAUCUGUUUGUACCGAAAACGACCAACUUAAAUAACGUGUGCCGAGCAGUGAAAAAGUUUUUGCUGAAAAUGGAACGCUACAAACCGGUCGUUACGGAUGAGUACAAAAUAACACUCCAUCCUCUAGCGGUGAAACAGUGGGAGGAUCUUGCCGAAGUGCCACUCGACCAAUUCGGCAUCGAUAAGGAAUGUCUCGUGUGGCAGGAAAUUCAUUUGAAGUAUGAAAACUGGAAAUAUGACGAAAUUAUCAAAGCAGUUCUCCCAGAGGACAAAGAAGCACUCUCUUCGUUCAGCAAAAUUGGCCACAUUGUGCAUCUUAAUUUGAAAGACCAUCUUCUUCCCUACCGAGAGCUAGUCGGUGAGGUGAUUAAAGACAAAAUUGCCGACUGUCGGACGGUCGUCAACAAAUCCGUCUCCAUCGAUAGCACGUACCGUAAUUUCCAGAUGGAACUGCUUUGCGGUGUUCCGGACUAUCAAGUAACUGUCAAGGAAAAUGGGAGUAUAUUUGAGUUCGAUUUCUCCAAAGUAUACUGGAACCCGCGGUUGUCGACGGAGCAUGAGAAAAUAGUGAAAAUGCUCAACAAGCACGACGUGCUGUACGAUUUGUACGCCGGUGUUGGCCCAUUUACUGUGCCGGCUGCGCGAAAGGGUUGCACAGUAAUGGCGAACGACCUCAAUCCCGACUCAUACACGGCCCUGGUUGGUAACUGUGCUCGGAACAAGGUGACAAAGAACGUACAGUGCUUCAACAAAGAUGCGGUCGAUUUCAUCAAACAAGAAUUGCGCCAGGACCUGCUGAUAAGGUGUGCAGACGAGCGGUUCAAAGGAGAACUGCACAUCACGAUGAACCUCCCAGCAAUGGCAGUCGAGCAUUUAGAGCAUUUUCCAGGCCUAUUUAAAGGACAAACCUUUGCAUUAAAGACGAAGCCACUGGUACACGUGUACUGCUUUGCGAAGGGGGUAGAUGAUAAGAAAAUCAUUGCACAAAAGUUGGUCGAGCAUUGGUUGGGAACAGAAGUGUUGGAAAACUUAAAAGAGAUCGCCUUUGUACGAAACGUGGCGCCCAAUAAGGACAUGAUGCGUGUUAGUUUUUAUUUGACGGAUGAUACGCUGAGUGGCGCUACGAACUCUGUGAGGAAACGAUUAAACAGUGCAAUGGAAACGGCGACGGACAUUGCAAAACGACAAUGUUUAGAACCGAACAAAGAGAGCGAUGGCGAAGAAGUGCAACAAACUGAAAGAUCGGCCUAAGCAAAUGGCCAAAAAAGCAAAAAACCUGUUCACCGUUACCCAGGCCAAAAAGGGGAAUCUGAAGAAAACAAAAGAGGUUUCGGCCAAGCUGAAAAAUAUACGCGUACAAGAAAAACGGGAGAAAGUGGACGCGAACUUCAAAACACUUCACGCACAGCUAGUAUCGAAAAAGGCUCCAAAACCGUCACCGAAACCUUUGCCCGUGAAAGAUAAAAGUACACCGGACACCAACAAAAUGG
Molecule: messenger RNA, 1731 nt
Organism: Anopheles bellator
Lineage: Eukaryota; Metazoa; Arthropoda; Insecta; Diptera; Culicidae
Product: tRNA (guanine(37)-N1)-methyltransferase
Exons: 4
Coding region: 65-1492 (475 amino acids)
Biological process (GO): mitochondrial tRNA methylation; tRNA N1-guanine methylation
Cellular component (GO): mitochondrial matrix; cytoplasm
Source: RefSeq, a predicted model, not a curated record